AUGAUGAUUGCUUAGGGAAAUAUUGACAAUUUAUAUCCACAUAUCUCAAUGUUGUUUAUAAUAUUGAUUGUAAAAGUUCAAAAUAGUUAAAAAUUAAGGUUUAUAUAGUCAGCAAUAAAUAUGAUUUUUACGCUUUAUGUUCUUUAAUACGAUGUUUUUACUGAUCCAAUUUCAUAAAAUUACAAUGGUGGAAAUUAAGUGACUGCAAAUAUAUUAAAUAGUUUAAUGGGAGAAUUUCCAGAGGCAGCUAUUGGAACAAUUGUAACUUUGGGAAUAAGAUUUUAUUUUUUCUUUCGUUACGGAGAUUUUUAAAAUUUAGAUGUUAUGGUAGUAACCACAACUCUACAUGUAGUGUGGAUGUAUUACUUAUAUAACUUUAAUAAAGCAAAGAGAUCAUAGUUUAUUUUAACUUUGAUUGAUAAUAAAUGGGAAAAAAUAUUUUAAUAAAUAUUAAAUAAUAAUAGAUAAUUUGUCCUAUUGCAUUAUGAUGAAGAAGCUUUUAAAAUAAAAAAGGUUUUAUAAACUAUUUUACCAUCAACCACAACUUUUGAUACAUUUUAUUAAUAUAUACGUUCCGCAAAAUGCAAUAAUUAACCAAUUUAAGACUUUUUUUACUAAUAAAUUAAUAAAAAUAAAAUAAAUUAGCAAGAUGUUAUCAAUUAAUAAAUUCUUGUUAAGUACGAAAACAAAUUACUAAAUUUUAAUUUUUCACUCUUUUUCGGAAAUCAACCAAUAAUACUUUUAGUAAAGGAAGAUUUAGUUGGAAUCAACAAUGACAUAUUAUCUCAAUAAACAAUAAUUUUAAAAUUGCUUAAACACUUAGUCGAUAUUAUUGAAAGCAAUAAAUAAUACAAAAAAAAAAAAUUUUUUUAACUGUCUUAAUUCAUAAACAUAAAAUAUUUGCUUGGGAAAUUAAAUACAUCAAAUAAAUUAGUGAAAUAAAUAAAUUUAAAUGAAUACAUUAAUAAGAUAGCCUUAAAAUACUAGAGUUAUUUAAGUAUAUAAAAUUGUGUGAUGGAAAUCAAAAUUAAAACUUAAGUUGAUGUUUUUCAUCUAUUCUUAAUAAUAAUAUUUGGGAACACUAAUAGCAAGUGUAUCUAAGUUUCGUCCUACAGAGAUUUUGAGUNUUUAUAUCCACAUAUCUCAAUGUUGUUUAUAAUAUUGAUUGUAAAAGUUCAAAAUAGUUAAAAAUUAAGGUUUAUAUAGUCAGCAAUAAAUAUGAUUUUUACGCUUUAUGUUCUUUAAUACGAUGUUUUUACUGAUCCAAUUUCAUAAAAUUACAAUGGUGGAAAUUAAGUGACUGCAAAUAUAUUAAAUAGUUUAAUGGGAGAAUUUCCAGAGGCAGCUAUUGGAACAAUUGUAACUUUGGGAAUAAGAUUUUAUUUUUUCUUUCGUUACGGAGAUUUUUAAAAUUUAGAUGUUAUGGUAGUAACCACAACUCUACAUGUAGUGUGGAUGUAUUACUUAUAUAACUUUAAUAAAGCAAAGAGAUCAUAGUUUAUUUUAACUUUGAUUGAUAAUAAAUGGGAAAAAAUAUUUUAAUAAAUAUUAAAUAAUAAUAGAUAAUUUGUCCUAUUGCAUUAUGAUGAAGAAGCUUUUAAAAUAAAAAAGGUUUUAUAAACUAUUUUACCAUCAACCACAACUUUUGAUACAUUUUAUUAAUAUAUACGUUCCGCAAAAUGCAAUAAUUAACCAAUUUAAGACUUUUUUUACUAAUAAAUUAAUAAAAAUAAAAUAAAUUAGCAAGAUGUUAUCAAUUAAUAAAUUCUUGUUAAGUACGAAAACAAAUUACUAAAUUUUAAUUUUUCACUCUUUUUCGGAAAUCAACCAAUAAUACUUUUAGUAAAGGAAGAUUUAGUUGGAAUCAACAAUGACAUAUUAUCUCAAUAAACAAUAAUUUUAAAAUUGCUUAAACACUUAGUCGAUAUUAUUGAAAGCAAUAAAUAAUACAAAAAAAAAAAAUUUUUUUAACUGUCUUAAUUCAUAAACAUAAAAUAUUUGCUUGGGAAAUUAAAUACAUCAAAUAAAUUAGUGAAAUAAAUAAAUUUAAAUGAAUACAUUAAUAAGAUAGCCUUAAAAUACUAGAGUUAUUUAAGUAUAUAAAAUUGUGUGAUGGAAAUCAAAAUUAAAACUUAAGUUGAUGUUUUUCAUCUAUUCUUAAUAAUAAUAUUUGGGAACACUAAUAGCAAGUGUAUCUAAGUUUCGUCCUACAGAGAUUUUGAGUAUAAAACUCAUUUGGUUUUUGAUGGAUACUUUAAGCAGGAUACUAUUAUUUUGCUUUAUAAAAAAUUUGAAUUUUAUUUUACUCUCAUCAUUAGAAAAUUUUCUAUCAAAGACAAUUGUAAAAAUUCAUAUAAUUCUAGGUAUAUUAACUGAGCUUAAUGAUGAGAUUUUAAUUCCAUUCUUUAAUAUCUUUUGA
Paramecium sonneborni is the source of this 2419-nucleotide messenger RNA. The record is from the annotation of a GenBank genome assembly. NCBI's taxonomy places the organism in Eukaryota, Ciliophora, Oligohymenophorea, Peniculida, Parameciidae.